Molecule: messenger RNA, 3690 nt
Organism: Fusarium keratoplasticum
Lineage: Eukaryota; Fungi; Ascomycota; Sordariomycetes; Hypocreales; Nectriaceae
Exons: 3
Coding region: 1-3690 (1229 amino acids)
Cellular component (GO): nucleus; cytoplasm
Molecular function (GO): protein binding
Source: RefSeq, a predicted model, not a curated record
AUGCAGGAUGCGCAACAAGAGUUUCCGCUGGAGGAAAGCACGGCAGAUUGUGCCAUGACCCAGCCCGACACCGAUUCUGGCUAUGGAGGCUCGAGUAACGCGAGUCUCCGGAUACGCGAUGACCACCUCGACCCCGAAGCUAGCUCCACGGCGUCUAGCAGUUGCUCCCGUUCUCAACCACCGUCCGACACCGGGACGAUUCAGCCGCAACCACAGCCAAUCCGGAUACGACCUAUUAAGAAACAAGUCGAUAUAGCCACGGCGAGACGGGCCAACGAUAUCAUCGAGCAAAUGAGCCUACUCUUGCAAGAGCACAUGGUGAAGUCCAAACGCUACAAAUACCUGUCGAGGCCCAAGCGUAGCCCCCCCUCCAUGUCAAUACGACCCAUCGUGCUCGGGACAACAGAAGAGGAUGCCAAGACUUGCCUGGUCAUCUUCUGUACUGAUAGCCACGGAGCUCAUGAUAAAAUCAAAGACUUCCUGCGCAAAUCUUUUGUCAAGGAACUGUACCAGCCUCGAGACAGUACGGAGCCUUCCUUUGAUGUCCACGUCGUGGGCGCAUCACCGAGUGGACAGGCCGGCGUUGCAGUCGGUAUACCCGUAAGCGACCGCCGACCAGAGACAUCUACAUGUACUCUAUGUGGGACAUCUAUCUACUUUGUCCAGGAGAAAAGCGAGCAGAAGCAGUUUGCGACAAUGGGGGGCAUCCUGCGGCUGGAGUUUCCAGAUGGCACCAACGACUUGUAUGGCCUAACUGCCGAGCACGGCGCCAUAGACCCAAGGGAUCCCAACGACAGCGAUACUUCCAUGUCAGACGGAGGUAGUGACAAUGGCGAUUCCUCAUCAAGACCUGCUUCGCCCAUCACCAUGGUCGAAAUUGACUUUGACCUGGGGCCAUGCUUGGAUGUUCCCACACGAGACGAUCAGGAAAUGCACUCGGAAGUCGAUGACCUCGAGCCUGUGAUGGCACGCGUGGAGCUAUCAGCUUUGGAAAAUGCUCAAAAUGGUGCAUUUCGCGACUGGGCAUUAUUCCCACUACCAACCAAAGACCUGAAGCCAAAACCAAACAUGCUCCAGCUCCAAGGACAACAACCCAAGGCACUGAGAAUGCCAGAUGGGCUAACUGACAUUUCAGAGAGCCGGGCAGUUCAAAUCAUCACGGGCUCAGGAUUGAAGAAGGCAACCCUGGCACCCUGCCUUAGCCGUGUUCUCCUCAAACCGGGCACUGCAUUUGUCUGGGCUUUCAUGGUAGAGUUGCAAACAAACGCCGACAUUCGCCGAGGCGAUUCGGGGUCUUGGGUUGUCGAUCCGUUGACACUUGAAGUAUACGGCCACCUGGUGGCUACUGAUGUCCUGAUGGGUGCUUAUGUUAUCCCUUUGGUCGAUAUCAUCGAAGACAUCAGAAGCCGCCUCCCUGAAGUAUCGGUUCAGUUUCCAUCUGACCAUCUGUUAAACCCGAAGGAUGAGGCCAUGAAACCAUCCUUAUCUCGAGGUUCCGUGGCUUACUGGGAGGACACCCCAUAUGCUAUCCCCUCUACCCAUCAUGGACAUUCAUACGGCAGUAACUCCAUGGCUGGUGCCAGCACGAUUGAUGGCACCGAACCACCGGCCUCGGUCUUCUCUCAACCAAUUUCCAUUACCACUGCAGCCUCCAGCUCCAUUGACUGGGGGGGUGAUGGUUUCAAGCUCAGAGCUUCAGAGACUGUUGCUGGCAGGACAGAGUCGAAAUCGGCCGGUAUGGUAAGCUCGGCCCCGAGAGUCUCACGAGACUCUCGCCCCGUUCUUUGGACGGCCUCCACUAUGCGAAAAAUGGCAAGGCUCUAUACCUACACUACACUUUCCCUGGCCAGGAUUAUGGAAGUAAUCUACAGUGACCGUGACCAUACGUAUGCCGUGCCCGGAAUCGAAUCGGCAAAUAAAAAGAUGAAUGCUUUGCUCGAUAAGCAGCCGAGAUGGCUUCACCCACGCACUGAAGAAGAUAUGGGGAUUCGCUUACGAGAGCUGGCCAAGUCACCCUUUCGCCGGAAACAGGCCCGUCACAAAUCAAGCUCCGAUGUCAAGACUGCCUCUGCGCGCAACGUAUCUGGACAAGAGGCGAUUGGGGUCGUAUCGACUGACCAGGGAUCAGAGCAUCGCCUCCCUUUCGAACCCUCGCAGAGAUCAACAGCACAUCCUCCGAAGUCCCCAAUCAUGCGCAUGCUCUCAGAUUACUCGCUAGAUUAUGUCAAAAAUGUCGACAUGUUAAUGAGUCGUUACAGCUUAGAGGGAGCUUUUGACCCAGGGACAGACUUCUCAGACAAGACGCUCUCGACCCGCGACAACUGGCUCCAUGAUGCCAGUGCACCUACUGCCGAGCUCUGCGAGACAAUAGCCCCAGGGGAUUUUCUCCGCCUCGAUGAGUUGCUUCUCGUUCAUAAACUCUGUGGCCAAGGACUGGACCGGCAUGACCAUCGAUCGUGUCUCUGCCGCGUGAGGGAUGAAGUGACCACUGAUGACUGGGUUACGGCAUCAGGUCUAACACUAAAGGCGACCAAUAUAUUAACUUCGUCGACCAUUGGGAUGCCCGCCUCCGCCUUUUCACUUACUGACUCCUUUGGAAACACAGCGUUGCACCUCCUGGCUGCACGGGAUGCCACGAAAGAGUGCCUCAUACAAGCGGUGGCCAGGGUACCAGACUCGACCUUGAUGGCGACCAACACAGCGGAUCAGACUUUCCUCCAUGUUUUGGGAACCUUUUGGUUCGAAGAAAUAAACUCCCAGGGCGCUUUGCUUCCAAGACUCUUGUUCCAGCUGAGCCGUCGGAAUUUUAACAUUCGCGCCCGGGAUAUUUACGGACGUAAUUUCUUCCAUAUCUGCCAGGCUCAUCUACCGGAUAAAUCUGCUAUGGAAGAUCUUCUUGCAACUUUCGGCCAGGGCGAUUUUGCUUGUCGCGAUGCGUUCGGGAUGAUUCCCACAGGCUUGCAAGACCAUCCAAUACCGUUGCUUGAACAGGAAACUGAGCAAUCACCAAGCAAUUCUCUGUUGGCGAGCCACGCACAGAUAUUGUCGGGGGUGCAUGCUGCAACCUUGAACCCUUCACUGGAGGACUCGCAUAACCGGAAUGGAUUGCAUCUACUCGCAGACGCCAUUCUUUCACAAGAUAUGCUUCUGGAUAACUUCGGGGCAUCUGAUGGAGAGGGUGGUAGAAGCACGCUCAGUCACAGAAACCGACGUCUUGAAACCGACAGCUCGCUCCCGAAGCUUUCCCUGCGCCUAAGCCUGAUGGAAGGCCUGCUUGGUGCGGGCGUGAACCCUAAUCACUACAACGGCGAUGGGAACACGGUGCUUAUGGCUUUUGCAGCACGUCUUCCAGAGGACGAUGAUUAUCAGCUGCCAGGCCGGAUCAUCCACACACUAGUAAAAGGAGGCGCUGAUGUCAACGCGCGAAACCGCCUGGGGGAGACGGCGCUUCACAUCGCGGUGCGGACUGGCCACAAACUCGUCACCAGAGCGCUUGUGGAAGCUGGGGCCAACGUGUAUGCGCGAGACGGGGAAGGACGCAGCGUUCUCGAUAUUGCUGAUAUCACGGCUCUCCAUGCCAAGGAUGUCAAGGAUUAUGCCCACGCUGAAGCUGCUCGUGCGUGGCUUUCAGGCCGUCAAGUAUGCGCCGUGCAGAAUCCUACAGUAAAGCAAGAAUGGGGGAUGCGAUGA